AUGGCCGAUCCGGACAGUAAUAAUGAUGGUCUGGAGCAUGGGCAGUCCAGUAGCUCUCUCGGUCAAUUUUCUUUUGCCCCUGCUACUCGAACUACCGUGGUGACCACUACUACCACUACCACCACCACCUUCCCUCCCUUGGUUAUCAAGCCACCGCGCGCAACUAGAGACCUCGACCCCAAACAAUAUCCUUUGGCGUCCUCCCCGACCCCGGCAUCGCUGAGGAACAUUAAGUUUGAGUUGGGAGGAAAGUCCGUCGUAUUUAACGAACCCGAAGACACAGCAAGCGCUAUCACCGAGUUGGAUGAGAAAAACGACGCGUUAAGGACUUCGAACGGUUUGAUCCGAUCUGUUGCCUCUUAUACUACCUCAGACGACACCCAGUUGCCCCGACGGUUUGCACCUCGUCGGCUAUCAAACCAGCCAUCGAGUCACCCCUCAAGCUCCAAACGUCGACCAGUUUCCCCAGUCUCCAUACCGGAAAAUCACCAGGGCUUACAUCGAGCACGUCCUUCCAGAGUUCCGUCAGAACCGACCGUCCGUUCGAUUCGACCAAGCGGGCUUGCGUCUACAAACCAGGCUGCAGCCGGUUUAGCUACCCCAGAGACAGAAAGCAAUAGCUUCUAUUCGGGAGAAAGUGCAGUUCCUAGGCGGAGAAUUCACAGUGCGGCUAUUCCACGUAGGGAAACUCUCCGCUCACCUUUGUCCUCGGAAGUCGAAUCUCAGGAAGCACCGAAAGCCUCUCGCUCAAAAUCAUCGUUGGGAAAGGAGGUAUCAAACAGCAGACCAUCAAGCUCUGAGAAAUCACACUUGCUUGACCGUCGUGCCAGUAUCAACUCAGGAAAACAAACACCUCAAAUCACUGAAGCAGAAGUCGGCGAUGAAAAUGGAUCAAGUGAAGAGACAAUUUGCGAUGUAUCCGAGGAUGUUUCACAGCAGAUUCCAACUCAGGCAUCAUCGCAAUUAACAGCAAUCGACAAUAUUGCGGCCCAAGAUAUGUGCUUGCCAAGUCCUAGCUUGUCCCCCGUGGCUGCGAUGAAUGCCUUGAAUGCCGACUCCUUUGACUCGAACGAAGAUCCAGGUAUUGACACAGACUCAAGCUUGGAUAACAAUAUGCCCAGGUUUUCACGGCCCUUGCGCAUAGGAAACAGAGAGACCAGUGCACCAAAUGCUUCAAAACCUAGCAACCUACCUGGGGGCAAUGACACUCGAUCAUCAUCCCUGAUGGACAUUCCAGACGUUUUAGACUUUUUCGACUCUGUGCCAGAGAGUAUAAAGACCUAUCUCAUGUACCAAUUUCUCAGGCGGUGUCCGAAACCAACUCUACACUUUGUUGCAGAUGUCGUGAACCCAGCUCUGAAAUGUGACUUUUUGGCCCUGCUUCCGCUUGAACUUAGUCUCAACAUCGUCAAAUAUUUCGACGUCCAAACUAUGUGCCGUGCCGCGCAGGUUUCUAAAAAAUGGAGACAUAUAGUCAAUUCGGAUGAGAAGACCUGGAAAGAACUCUUCGACAGGGAUGGUUAUGUCUUGCCAGAAGGCGAGAUGGAGCGUGCCAUAAGGGAAGGCUGGGGUUGGCAGUUUCCUAACGGAAUGGAGGAUUGGGAGAGAGACUUGGGCUCAUCCCAUUCCUCCAAGCUCGACUUGGAACUGUCUACCCUGCCAUCGUCGUCCGCGGGGCCGAGUGAUAGAACGUUAUCAUUGAAUCGGCGACCAAAAAGAAAAGCCACCACUCGUGCUUCAAGCCGUAAACUUGCGAAAAGGAAAAUUUCAUCCAGUGGAACUGAGACUUCAGAAUCUUCUGACUGGAGGAGAGACGUUGCAGCAACAGAAGGGCCGUACGCCGCUGCCAAUGCUGCGGCGGCGGCUGUACCAUACCCCGACAUUGGCUUGCCGUCCCUUCAAGGUCUCCAUCUCUACAAGUCUCUUUAUCAACGUCAUCAUUCAAUCCAUAAAAGCUGGAUGGAUCCUGCCGUUAAGCCAAAACAUAUUGCUUUCUGUGCCCAUGAUCGUCAUGUAGUCACCUGCCUUCAGUUUGACACGGACAAGAUUUUGACCGGAAGCGAUGAUACGAAGAUCAACGUGUAUGACACGAAGACAGGUGCCCAGCGCGCAACACUAGCUGGUCACGAUGGGGGCGUCUGGGCCCUUGAGUAUUAUGGCAACACCCUGGUUUCUGGGUCGACUGAUAGAUCUGUUCGGGUUUGGGACAUUGAAAGAGCGAGAUGCACACAGGUUUUCCAUGGUCAUACUUCUACCGUGCGAUGUCUGCAGAUCGUUUUGCCGUCAGAAGUGAAAGCUGCUGAUGGCACUGUUGAGAUGAUGCCGAAAGAGCCAUUGAUCAUCACUGGCUCUCGUGAUUCGAGCCUCCGAGUGUGGAAGCUUCCCAGACCCGGUGACCCCGUUUACUACCAGAGCGGCCCACACGUUGACGAUACGGACUGCCCGUACUUUGUCCGUGUUCUUGCGGGCCAUUCGCACUCUGUUCGCGCAAUUGCUGCACACGGUGAUACCCUGGUGAGCGGAAGCUAUGACUGUAGCGUGAGAGUCUGGAAAAUCUCCACUGGGGAGACUCUACACAGGCUCCAAAGCCAUAAUAUGAAGGUCUACAGUGUGGUUCUUGAUCAUAAGCGAAACCGUUGUAUCAGUGGGUCCAUGGACAAUAUGGUCAAAGUAUGGUCUCUGGAAACUGGGUCCAUCUUGUAUAACCUCGAGGGGCAUACUUCUCUUGUAGGUUUGCUUGAUCUGAAAUUCGACCGCCUGGUGUCAGCAGCUGCAGACUGCACACUCAGAAUUUGGGAUCCAGAGACUGGCCAAUGUAAAAGCAUGCUGAGCGCCCACACCGGUGCGAUCACAUGUUUCCAACAUGAUGCCCAGAAAGUGCUAUCCGGGUCUGAUCGAACUUUGAAGAUCUGGGAUGUGCGAACCGGAGAAUGCGUCCGAGAUCUGCUCACAGACCUCAGUGGUGUUUGGCAAGUCAAGUUCAACGACAGGAGAUGUGUCGCUGCAGUUCAGCGCGACAGCCUGACUUAUAUUGAAGUUCUCGAUUUCGGCGCUCCUCGCGAUGGUGUACCAGAAAAUGAGCUGGGGAAGCGCAUGGUGGUCAACCGACGAGGCCAGGAAACAGAUUCAGCAGAAAAUGCUGACGAAGAUUACGAUAUAUCCGAUGCUUGA
This is a messenger RNA of Aspergillus wentii DTO 134E9, 3171 nucleotides long. RefSeq lists its product as uncharacterized. Lineage: Eukaryota; Fungi; Ascomycota; Eurotiomycetes; Eurotiales; Aspergillaceae. Gene Ontology annotation, biological process: ubiquitin recycling; proteasome-mediated ubiquitin-dependent protein catabolic process. The coding region runs from base 1 to 3171 and encodes 1056 amino acids. Gene Ontology annotation, cellular component: nucleus; cytoplasm. The record is from RefSeq and is a predicted model, not a curated record. Gene Ontology annotation, molecular function: ubiquitin binding. The transcript is spliced from 3 exons.